CUGACCCGUACUACAUCCAAGCAGCCUUGUAUAUCCAGAGAGUACAGAUGUAUGCACUUCGCUGUGCAGCUGAAGAGAACUGCCUUUCCAGGUCUGCGUAUCGUCCGAGUGUGAGUGACCUGGAGUACAGAGUCUUACUGCGCUUCCCACAGAGAGUGAAGAACCAGGGAACUGCAGACUUCCUCCCAAUCAAACCCAGACAUGAGUGGGAAUGGCACAGCUGUCACCAACAUUACCACAGCAUGGAGGCCUUCAGUAACUAUGACCUUCUGGACUUCGCCACUGGACAGAAGGUUGCUGAGGGACACAAAGCCAGCUUCUGUCUGGAGGACACCUCAUGUGACCCGGGGGUUCGGCGACGCUUUGCCUGCACUGCUCACACACAGGGGCUAGGUCCUGGAUGCUAUGAUACAUAUCACGCUAACAUUGACUGCCAGUGGAUCGAUAUCACUGAUGUGUCACCUGGAAAUUACCUUCUCAAGGUGACGGUGAAUCCAUCCCAGCUGGUCCAGGAGUCUGACUUCUCCAACAACGAGGUCAGGUGUGACAUCAGAUACACGGGAAGCUACGUUCAGGCAAGAAACUGCAGGAUUGUCGUGAGCUGACCUGCAGAAGACACAGACAUGUGCUUAAUAACCUUUAGUUGUUCUUAAAGUAAAGCUGCUACUGUUUUGAUGCUGUUUCACUGUUUGCUACUCUGUAAUCUGUGUAUUUAUGAUACACUUCCUGUCACACAUAUUGGCAACCCUGUUAAAAAAGUGUCAAAAGACUCAGAAAUUAGACUUUUAUUGCAGUAGUGUGACCUCACACACCGAGAACUUUAGUAAAAUUCAUCCUUUAAUUUGAGAGCAUUUAUUCAAUUUCCUCUCUCCCCUUUAGUUCCAGAAAGUGCUGAAGAUCUCCUUUACAUUCCUUUACACCAAUCACAAGUGAAGACAUGCCCUACAUACUCUGAUCACUGUAAAUCAAUACGUUAAGCAAUUUAAAAUGCUAUAUAUUACAUUCAUUUUACAGGAAUGACUGUAAAAUGAAUUACCAGUGCCAGUGAGGCACUGGUAAAAUUUGCAAACAAUAAUUUGCAAAUUUGAGUUAAUUGGUAAUCCUGCCCCCUUCUUAAAAAGUGUUCUUGCCCCAACAGCUGGAUUUAUCCUCAUUUUGCUACAGAGAUAAAAGAAGAAUGUAUUUAAAUGUUUUAUGAAUCUAUCCCAGACUUAUCCAUAUGUGUGAAAGAAGCUCUAAAUGAGGUGUUGUACCUAAUGACAGAUAGGCCUAAUAUGGUGCUAUUUAUAUGAACAGGUAUUAGUAUAUAUAAGCAAUGCAAGACAGAAGUUAACUAAUAACUGUAUGCCUGUCUUACAUGCAGAAAAAUGUGUUUCCUAGAUUUACAUAAGUGUCAGCUACGAAGUGAAAGGCCAACUUUGCCUCAUUUCUGUAAUUCAAGUUGCGUUACUUUUUUCCUUUUAUCUAUUUUAAUGUAUUUUAUUGCAAAGUUUGCUCUUUUAUGUUUUGGUUUGAUGUUGUUUGGCACUUUGAUUUCCACUCGUGUUUUGAAAAGAGCUUUUUAAUAAAGUUGAAUUGAGUUUUAAUAGACGUUGCCCAGUCUCUUCCACUGUGAGAUUGAGCUGAUAGAACAAUCUUCUGAAUUUGUUUUCUGUCUUCCACAAGAUGUUUUUCUGGGUUUCUGUUCAAACACAGGGAAGCCAUUCAUGACCAAUUUUGAAGCAGAAUUAUUCCUGCUGAUGAAAACAUGUAAUCACCAAAAACUGAGGAGCGUUUUAAUGUUGGGUGGCUCAUUGCUUGACUUCUCAGAGAAAUAGUUGCAAUUAUUGCACUUUGCAUGUGCGAGCCUGGGAAAUAACAGGAAGAUAAACACCACAUCACACCAGGUGCCUGCUUGUGUGUAUUAGUUGUGCUGCGCUGCAGCGGGUGACUGAUUGGGAAAACAUUCAUCUGGCAAUAGCUCCGUGUCUGUCUCCUGGGAAUGUCUCGGUUUAUUUGCACUUUGUCACCAGGUUUUGGUGGGAUGCUGUUCAGAACCUG
Messenger RNA from Poeciliopsis prolifica (blackstripe livebearer), 2040 nucleotides. RefSeq names its product lysyl oxidase-like 5a (gene loxl5a). Bases 48 to 605 code for a protein of 185 amino acids. Gene Ontology annotation, biological process: peptidyl-lysine oxidation. The transcript is spliced from 6 exons. Gene Ontology annotation, molecular function: protein-lysine 6-oxidase activity; copper ion binding. The record is from RefSeq and is a predicted model, not a curated record. Lineage: Eukaryota; Metazoa; Chordata; Actinopteri; Cyprinodontiformes; Poeciliidae.